GCUGAUGUUGAUAAUGUGUGGAAACAACUAAUAACCGCGCUUAAAUAACAACAACAAGAAGGAGGUCCUAUCGUCAGGUCACUACAUUUCCCAUGGUCCCCUCUGCUCUGGCAUUUCCGGCGGAUUCUAGCUUCACCUUCAGACUGAACCGCUGCUCAACUGACGACACACGCGCACCUGCAGCUCAACAUGAACCCCGAGUAUGACUAUUUAUUCAAACUGCUUCUGAUCGGUGACUCUGGUGUCGGAAAAUCCUGCCUCCUCCUCCGCUUUGCAGAUGACACGUACACAGAGAGUUACAUCAGUACCAUCGGUGUGGACUUCAAGAUCAGGACCAUCGAGUUGGACGGAAAGACCAUAAAGCUUCAGAUUUGGGACACAGCUGGACAGGAGAGGUUCCGCACCAUUACGUCCAGUUACUACAGAGGAGCUCACGGCAUCAUCGUAGUUUACGACGUGACGGAUCAGGAGUCCUUCAACAAUGUCAAACAGUGGCUGCAGGAGAUCGACCGCUACGCCAGCGAGAACGUCAACAAGCUGCUCGUCGGCAACAAGUGUGACCUCACCUCCAAGAAGGUUGUGGACUACACCACGGCCAAGGAGUUCUCAGACAGUUUAGGAAUUCCCUUCCUGGAAACGAGUGCUAAGAGCGCCACCAACGUGGAGCAGGCCUUCAUGACCAUGGCUGCAGAGAUAAAGAAGAGGAUGGGCCCCGGGGCCACGGCCGGCGCCGGCGACAAAUCCAACGUCAAGAUCCAGAGCAAGCCUGUCAACACUUCAUCUGGAGGCUGCUGCUGAGGCCCCGCCCACAAACAACACAACAAAAACAACGUGACCUAAACCCAGCCCAAAACCAGUCUCCAUGUUAGCACGCUCCACGGGGGG
Messenger RNA from Solea solea (common sole), 885 nucleotides. Its product is annotated as ras-related protein Rab-1A-like. Gene Ontology annotation, molecular function: GTP binding; GTPase activity. Lineage: Eukaryota; Metazoa; Chordata; Actinopteri; Pleuronectiformes; Soleidae. Bases 190 to 798 code for a protein of 202 amino acids. The record is from RefSeq and is a predicted model, not a curated record. The transcript has 7 exons.